AUGACAUCAUUUUUCUUCAAAUUUUAUCUAUACGUAACAGAACAAUUACGAAAAACAUAUUCUGAUAUUGCGGUUGAUGAAAUAUCGUCUAAUGAAUUAUCGAUUAUAAAAUCAUACGUUCGUGAUUUAUCACGCGGUGAACAAGAGUUUCAAUCAAAACCGAUCUCCAAUCAAAUUGUUGGUUCAUCAUUGGUACAUAACAGUGCCUAUUUACAUGGAACAGGAGAAGCCAAAUAUACUUGUGAUAUACCAACACCUUCAGAUGGACUUUAUUCAGCUCUUGUUUUAAGCACGCAGCCAUAUGCAAAAAUCGUGUCAAUUGAUACAACAAAAGCUGAAGAAGUGCCUGGUUUUAAAGGAUUCAUUAGUCAUUUGGAUGUAUCUGGUUGUCGUAUGACCGGUGAUGUUGUUAAUGAUGAAGAAGUAUUUCCAUCGUCGACUGUUUACUGCAUCGGUACGAUAAUUGGUUUGGUUAUUGCUGAUAGUGAAGUGCAUGCACAACAUGCAUCAAAAUUAAUUGAUAUUAAAUAUGAAUGUUUAAAACCAUUAAUAUGCACGAUUGAUCAAGCGAUUGAACAGCAAUCUUAUUUAGGACGAGAACUUUCUUUACAAAUUGGUAAUUUAGAACAAGGUUUUCAAGAAUCUGACCAUACAUUAACCGGUGAAUUUUAUUUUGGUGGGCAAGAACAUUUUUAUUUAGAAACGAAUUGUUGUUUGGCUAUACCGCAUGAACGUGAUGAAUUAGAAUUACAUACAUCAACACAAAAUGCAACUGGUGUACAAGAAAAAGUUGCCGCAGCAUUAGCCAAAGCUGACGAUGGAAGGUAUUCUCAAGUGAUAAAUCGCAUUUUACUUAAAAGUCAUAGUUAUAGUGCAUUUUGUUUAGGUAUUCCAAGUAAUAAAAUCGUUGUUCACGUAAAGCGUAUAGGCGGUGGAUUUGGUGGUAAAGAUUCAAUACGUCACAUAAGAUUAUGUAUUGCUGUUUCAAUAGCUGCAAUGAAAUUAAAGCGACCAGUUCGUUUGACUCUUGAUCGAAAUUCCGAUAUGUUAAUAAGUGGACAGAAUCAUCCAUUUAAAUCUUUAUAUAAAGUGGGCUUUACAUCUUCAGGUGUAUUAAAGGCAUUAGAUAUAGUAUUAUACAGUAAUGGUGGAUGGUCUCAAGAUUAUUCUGUACCUAUAAUGGAACGUGCUUUAUUACAUUGUGAUAAUGUUUAUAAUUUUAAAAACCUAAAAUGUUAUGGACGUGUAUGCAAGACAAAUAUCCAAUCAAUGACAGCAUAUCGUGGUUUUGGAAUACCACAAGCGGUUUUUAUAUGUGAAGUAGUAAUAGAACAUGUGUCAUCAUAUUUAAAAAUAGAUCCAGUAGAAUUAAGACAAAUAAAUUUAUAUCAAGAAAAUGAUUCUACACAUUUUAAACAAACAUUAGUAAAUUGGCAUGUUCCAAAAAUGUGGAAUGAAUUAAUUAAAUCAUCAGAAUAUUAUCAACGAUUAGAACAAGUCAAACAAUUUAAUCAUGAAAAUCAUUAUCGAAAACGUGGUAUAGCAAUGAAUCCAGCAAAACUUGGUCUUGGUUUUACACGUAAAUAUAUGUAUCAAGCUGGAGCUUUAAUACAUAUUUAUCGAGAUGGUACCGUAUUAUUGACACAUGGUGGGACAGAAAUGGGUCAAGGUCUUCAUGUAAAAACUAUUCAAGUAGCGUCUGAAAUAUUACAGAUUGAUAUUAACCUAAUUCGUAUUAAUGAAAUAGCAACGGAUAAAAUUCCAAAUGCAUCGUCGACAGCCGGUUCAGCGUCCUCAGAUUUAUAUGGAAAUGCAACAAAGAACGCAUGUCAACAAAUAAAUGAACGAUUAAAACCAUUACGAGAAGAAUUUCCACAAUAUAAUUGGUUUGAAUUAAUAAGUACAGCAUACUAUAGGCGAAUUAAUCUAUCUGCAGAAGGUUUUUAUCAAACACCCCAUGUUACAGAUGUUGAUUUUGCAAAUAAUUUUGCAUCAUAUCCAUAUUUUACAACUGGCUGUGCUUGCUCAGAGGUUGAAAUCGAUACAUUGACGGGCGAUUUUCAUAUUUUAAGAACAGAUAUACUUAUGGAUUUUGGUUUAUCAAUGAAUCCGAAUAUUGAUAUUGGGCAAAUAGAAGGCGCGUUUAUGCAAGGAGUAGGCAUGGUUACAAUGGAAGAAAUAAUAUGGGGUGAUGAGAAACACAAAUGGUUAGAACCUGGCUGUUUAUUCACUCAAGGACCAGGAACAUAUAAAAUACCCUCAUUUAAUGAUGUACCGAUUGAUUUUCGUAUUUCUUUAUUUAAAAAUGCACCGAAUCCAUUUGCUAUUUUUUCAUCAAAAGGUGUUGGUGAACCAGCAAUAACUUUAUCAACCACUAUUUUCUUUGCUAUUAAAAAAGCAAUUGAAUCCUAUCGACGUGAUAAUGGCUUAAGUGAAUACUUUGUAUUGAAUAGUCCAGCAACAUGCGAAAAAAUACGUAUGGCAUGUGCAGAUAAUUUUACAAAAGAAGCAGUUGGCGAAGAAAAAUAUGAACACUUUCAACCGAACGGAAGUUAUUAA
Rotaria sp. Silwood1 is the source of this 2559-nucleotide messenger RNA. NCBI's taxonomy places the organism in Eukaryota, Metazoa, Rotifera, Eurotatoria, Philodinida, Philodinidae. The record is from the annotation of a GenBank genome assembly.